ACUUUUUAUUUCAGACAGACAAAUGUGUAACUAACUUAUUGUAUUUGAAAAAAUGUAUUUAACAUUAUUAAAUCAAUAUUCAUGUGAACUACAAGCAGCUAUUUUAUUGUCCAUAUGCUUAGGAACAUUUUUUAUAGGAGCAUUAUUAAUCUAUUUAGUUACACUAUCUCAAAGAAGACGAAAAAAAGGAAAUGUAGAUGAAGAAAAUCUUCGAAAAUUGUUACGAUUCAAGAAUUCAUUAUGGUUGUUAAAAUCUGCUAAAGCUACAUUAGCUGGAAAAAAUGCAUUUGGAAGAUUUCUGAUACUAUCAAGAACUUUAUCAGGUUUACUUUGUAUGUGCAUAUACCUAUGGAAUGCACAUCAGAUUUUAUCAGAAAAUACUUUCUGUAUCGCUUUCACAGAACAAUGGAGAUUCUAUGUAGAAAUGAGCUGUAAUUGUAUCUUUCUCAUCAUGUUUAUUUUACGAGUAAUUUGCAUAUAAUAUUCUUUUUUUUAAUGAGUUUUCGUAUUUAACGGAAAAAUUCUAAACAUACGUGUAUAGGCUAUCGCAUCUAAUGAUUUAUUUACAACAUGGAUGUCACUGUACUCUCUGAUUGAUCAUUGCACUAUACUCUCAACUUUUUCAACAUUUAUUACAGGACGUUAUCAUUUCAUGCUUGGAUUUUUGUAUUUCGCUAGACUGACAAAAAUUCCUGAAUCAUUAGUAUUAUUAAGAAUUAUAAAUCAUGAACGUUCUAUACGUAUAGUAGAUUUAAUAUUUAAACUCUUGGCUGCAUGGACUGUUAUAGCUGGUAUUGCAUUUGUUCUUGAACACAUAGGUAAUUUUUGGACCACAGAAGGUAACAAUCAAAAACUUGAAUAUUUGGAUUGCCUAUACAUGAUCCUUGUAACAUUGGCUACCGUUGGUUAUGGAGAUAUUGUAUGUACAAGUUACUUAGGUCGUAUUUUCAUUAUAUUCGUUAUUAUUGGAACACUUGUAUCAGUAACAACACAUAUGUCAGAACUUAGUGAAUUAUUUAAACAACAUAACCAAUAUAACAAAGCGAUUUAUAUGGAGCACAAUCCAAGGCACAUAGUUGUAUGUGGAUCAAUAAACUACCAUACACUUUCAAUAUUUUUUGAUGAAUAUGUGAAUGCCGAUCAAGGCCAUUAUGAUGAAAACAUGAUGAUUGUCAUCCUGUCAGAGAUCGAUCCUGAUAUUAGUCUAACGGCGUUACUUCAGAGAGAAAGCACUACAAUGAGAUUUUUGAAAGGAUCUGUGACAUUACCAGAAGAUUUGGAAAGAGCUAAAGUAAGAACUGCUGAGGCUGUGAUUAUUCUUUCUGAUAAAUGUAGUCAAACCCCUGUUGAAGAUGACUGGAAAAAUUUAAUGUGUGUUGUUUCCAUAAAAAAUCUGUAUCCAAAUAUUCGAAUAAUUUGUGAACUUAUGUUAAUUGAAAGUAAGGUGUGGAUGUCAAAUAUACCUGGGUGGAAGGAACAUGAAAGUGACCAAUUUGAUAGAGCUAUUUGUUUAACACAGAUGAAACUUGGCUUACUGGCAUUGAAUUGUGUUUCAAAUGGGAUAUCAACUCUGUUAUGUAAUUUUAUAAUGCGUGAUUCAGUACCAACAGCUGCAGUUAGGAAAACUUUACCUCGUUGGAUAAAUGAAUAUUUUCAAGGUACAAAAUAUAAAUUAUAUACAGUAAAAUUAUCUCAUGCUUUCGAUGGGAUGAUAUUUCAACAAUUAGUUGGCUUUGCCAUGGAAUUUUGGGGUUUACUUUUGUUAGCUGUACAAGUUUAUACCAAUAAUGAUAAGAAAACUCAAAUGAUUAUCAAUCCAGGUGUACGAGUACGAAUUAAUACCCAUCGAAUGCGUGCGGUUGUUUUGGCUAAAAAUUUAAUCGAAGCACAACGCUUGAGGACUUUCUCAAUUGAUGGUCAAAUAAUGUUUGAUAAUUAUGGCCAAUUAAUAUUUUCGUCACUUAGUCGAAAUCAGGAUAAUAUAUGCGAGCAGUCAAAUACACUUUCCCCAAUUGCAAAUAGUUUUGUUAAAACAAUUCAAAUGUGUUUUAGAUUUCUUCGACAAUCAAUUGUAACUUACUGUAAAAUGAGGAAGGCCAAAGUAUUAAAAAAAGUUCCUACAUGUGCAAGUAGUUUUUCGAUGAAUUCUUAUUAUCGUUAUCCGUAUCCAGAUAGUACAAUAACUGAUUUAGCGCAAUUACAAAGACUGAAUGUAAUCGAUUUGCAGUGUGAUAGUACCGGUUUAUUUUAUUGGGUAACUGAGAGAAAAUUUUCAAAUAUAUGUUUGACGAUGAAAGAAAUGAUUCGCUGUCAGUUUGAAAAUCAUAUCAUUGUAUGCAUCAUGAAACAACCUAAAGAAAUAAAAUCAGGUUUAGCUAGUUUUGUACUUCCACUCAGAUCAACUUCGAUACCGGUCGAAGAACUGAAACCAAUAAUUAUUUUGUGUGAAGCUAAAGUUAUUGAAAAUGAAUGGCGAUCUCUGAAGAAUCUCCCAAAUAUCUAUGUCUUUUCAGGAUCUCCAUUAAACAGAGCAAAUCUUCGAGCUGCCGGUGUUGAAAGAUGUUCAACUUGUGUUGUACUUUCAUGCUCAUUUGAUAUUUCUGGAAAGCCAUCAUUAAUGAUAGAUAAAGAAAGUAUCCUAUGUACUUUGAAUAUUCGUCAAUUGUUAGCUGAUGCACAUAAAACAAAUAUUUUAAAUAUGACUGAACACAAUCAUCCUAUGCUUGUAACUGAGCUUUGUAAGUUUAUGAUAAUGUAUUACCACAAUCGAUUAAGCUUUCAUUGAAUAUCUAUGGCUAUAUUUUUUCUAAAUCUUUCAACUACAUCAUUAGAUUUCGGUAUGCGACAGUUGUAUGGAGAACAGGGUCAUACAUUUAUCGGUUAUACAAUGGAUCCAUUUUAGUUCACAGGAUCAUAUUAACCACCUAACAACAGUUCGAAAUUCACAAUGAAUAAUCAGAUGUAACAAAUACGUGAUGCGCUUUAAUGUAUUAAAGGUUAGAUUCAAAUCUAAGUAUAACAAUAAAAUAAUGAGUUAAAAAUACAGGAGACAGAGACAACAAAUUCAGAUAACCUUUUAUUCAAAUUAGACGAAAACAAAAUUAUAAAUUUGUGACAAAAGGAAAUGAGAUGAACUGAAUAUAACAAAGUAAUAUAUGAUUAUUUUAUAACACUUAUUACUUCAUCAAAAACCUUACUAAACUUGAUUUAUUGCUGACGCGAAACAAACCGUUCAUGCAUUUUCCCCAUUUCAUAAUUGUUUCUGAAGUGUAAACAAACAUUGUUACCUUUAUGAAAUUGAAUAAAGCCAAAACAACAAUUGAGGCAAAUUAAUAUGAAUUCAUUACUGAGAGGCGCAACGGCUCGGCAUUUGUUUAACACCGAGCGUACCACUGACAUUCCACAAACCUUCAAAAUUAUUAACAUAAAAAAACAGAGCAUCUCUCAGGUUCGUCGAAGCAAUAGCAAUAAAAAAACUCACAUCAGAUUUAUGUAUUCAGAAAUUGACAAUAAUAAACUUAUCACUACCUUGGUAAAUUAUUUCUGUCUUUAUCAUUAUUACAUUAGUGCUUACAUUGUUAUGUGGUCUUCCCUUAACUAACACCAAAACUAUCCCUUAACUCAUACGUUUUCAUUCAUUUAAUUCUCUUAUGUAAACUCUUCAAAUCCUGUUCCAUUAUCACGUAACUCAUCAAUUUCUAAUUCCAGUAACCUUAUGUAAAUCUUUCACAACCCCUAAAUUAUCCCACAAUCUAUCUUAUUAGUCUCUGGACCUCAAUUAAUUAAUGUAUCAUCCACCCCUUAUGUUUUUGAAUACCACCCCCAAAUGACCUCUAACAUGUUCUUGCAUGUAUAUCAGUUAUUACUGAUAACCUUUAUCGUUCUAAUUCGUUCCGCCAUCAAUGUCAUUUGUUUCACAUUAUGUCAUACCUCACUGUUACCUUUAUAUACACAAAUGGUUGUUAGCAGCUGAUAAGAAACCACAAAAUAUAAUGAAUUCAUAUUAUUCUGCCUCAAUCAUUGUUCUGGUUUGAUUCAAAGAUUGUUACAUUAGCUUAGAUUUUUGUACCUCAAUAUAAAUUUGAUAUUUUAAUGAAUCUGUUCAAAGAUCUGAAAUACUUUUAAUGUACAGUUCAUAGCAUUUUCAACUCUUUACUUUCGAAACCAACUCCUGAAUAUUGUGAUUCUGUAUACAAUAUUGGUGUAAGCAAAAUCGUUCAAAAAUAAACAUUUAUUUAGGGAGAUUCAAUGUGUUGUUUAUUUGCGACGUUUUCUAAAACACAUUUCUUCUUACCAGUCUCUUACGUACUUUACUAUUUCUUCACAAUUUUUAUCAAAACUGUUAUAUCCCGAUAAGAAUAAUGAAUGGUAAUUUUCGGGAUCCAUUUAUGGACCAAUACUAUGAGUAUAUUUUAUCGUGUAAUUGUUAUGUAACUAAACUGUUCAUAUUCAUGUCCCUGUUAUUAUGAGUUUUAUUUUGACCUAUGAACUAUUAUUAUACGACUUACCAUUCUUGAAUUAUUCCCUGCCUGUUGAUCACUACUUCCCUCGUUCACAGGCACUUUUGGUCAAAUAUUGUACAAAUGUUAUUUUCUAUUUUAUGGUACGUUGUUAUCUGCUUGAUUGGUAUAUAAACCGCGUAUGUUUGAAAUAAAUGAUUCAUAUUGCAGAGGCU
This is a messenger RNA of Schistosoma guineensis, 4675 nucleotides long. Lineage: Eukaryota; Metazoa; Platyhelminthes; Trematoda; Strigeidida; Schistosomatidae. The record is from the annotation of a GenBank genome assembly.